This is a messenger RNA of Punica granatum (pomegranate), 1874 nucleotides long. The record is from RefSeq and is a predicted model, not a curated record. Lineage: Eukaryota; Viridiplantae; Streptophyta; Magnoliopsida; Myrtales; Lythraceae.
UGGACAAAGUUGUUUGACUAUACGGAGCUCUCAUGGCAACUUUUGAUCUCCUCCAAUUCCUAGCAACUUUUCUGUCGGCUCUAGCCCUUCUAGUUUGCAUAACCUCGCAAUACAAGUCGUACAAAUCGAAAAGACUAUGCCACCCCCCGCCACCGCCACAAGCCGAAGGCUGCUGGCCAGUCAUCGGCCACCUACACCUGUUCCACCAACGUCAGCUCACCCACAGGACCCUAUCCAAUAUGGCUGACAAGUACGGACCGAUAUUCACCGUAAAACUCGGCUUGCACAGGGCCCUGGUUGUGAGCAGCUGGGAGUUCGCUAGGGAGUGCUUUACCGUCCAUGACAAGGCCUUCUCCACCAGACCCAUCAUUGCCGCCACAAGGCUCAUGGGCUACAACUGUGCCAUGUUCGGCUUCGCCCCCUAUGGGCCUUUCUGGCGUGAAAUGCGUAGGAUUACCACCACUGAGUUGCUCUCAAAUGCCCAACUUGACAAGAUGAGACACGUGCGGGCCUCCGAGGUUGAGAAUGCUAUCAAGGAGCUAUACGAACAUGCAUCGGAAAGAGGCAGCUCUCCUGUGGAUAUGAAAAGGUGGUUUGGAGACCUGAACCUUAACUUCAGUCUACGCUUUGUCGGAGGAAAGCAUUAUCAAGAUUCCAGGAAGAAAGACCCCGAGUAUUGUCGGAGAUUGGUGAGGGACUUCUUCAACAUGUUUGGUGUUUUUGUGCUGUCUGAUGCAAUCCCUAUGCUUGGCUGGUGGGAUAUGAAUGGGUAUAGGAAGUUGAUGAAGCAAACCGCCAAAGGAAUGGAUGCUUUGGUUGGAGGGUGGCUUGAGGAACAUAAGAGAAGGAGAUUGUCAAGUAAAGAGGGCAAGGAGUUGGAAGAUGAUGAUGAGAAAGAUUUCAUGGGCGUGUUGAUUGACAAUCUCGAUGGAGCCAGCAUAUCAGGUUUUGAUGCCGAUACUAUAAUAAAGGCGACUUGUGCGAAUCUUCUGAUAGCUGGAAGCGACAUUACCAUGGUGGUGCUGACGUGGGCUCUAUCACUGCUGCUCAACAACGGGGAUGCCUUAAGGAAAGCCCAGGAAGAGUUGGACAUCCAUGUUGGAAGGGACCGGCGCGUGGAAGAAUCCGACAUCAGAAACCUUGUCUACCUGCAGGCUGUUAUCAAGGAAACCAUGAGACUGUACCCGCCAGCUCCUGUCCUUGGGCUCCGAGAAGCCAUGGAAGACUGCACCUUUACCUCAUCGGGCAGCAGCUACCACGUCUCAGCAGGCACACGGCUGUUAGUGAAUAUACAUAAGAUCCAAAGGGACGAGCGAGUGUGGCCAGAGCCAGACAAGUUCAUGCCAGAGAGGUUCCUGACUGAGGCCCAUAGGGACGUGGAUGUCAGAGGGCAGAGCUUUGAGCUAAUGCCAUUUGGGUCUGGGCGUAGGGCUUGUGCUGGGAUCGGCUUGGGUCUAGUUCAGAUGCACCUCGCCCUGGCCAGUCUGUUGCAGGGCUUCAAUGUAAGUACGGUUGGGAAUACGAGGGUGGACAUGACAGAGAGCUCCGGGCUGACCAACUUCAAAGCAACCCCACUUGAAGUUUUGGUGACUCCAAGGCUUAACUCCGAGCUCUACAGAUAAUAGACUGAAGAUCCUACGCAAUUACGCGCACUUCUCAACCUCGUACUAAGGUUUUAUAUAUGAGUGAUGUCUGACGGCUCUGAUCUGAAUGUGCAGCUUGAGAGUGCUUUUCUUUCCAGGAACACUUCAUUCAGCAUUAUGUUUGCUAGACUUUCGGGUGUUUCAUUGUUAGAAAAUCGAAAAGUUGUGCGAAAUAAUUUUCAAUAAACUUAAAGUUAUAUUUAAUUUCCGGGAUAUAACUUAAUUUCUUUU